Messenger RNA from Brienomyrus brachyistius, 2108 nucleotides. RefSeq names its product sperm associated antigen 6 (gene spag6). Gene Ontology annotation, cellular component: axoneme; microtubule cytoskeleton; sperm principal piece. The transcript is spliced from 11 exons. Gene Ontology annotation, biological process: filopodium assembly; neuron projection extension; sperm axoneme assembly. Bases 141 to 1664 code for a protein of 507 amino acids. Lineage: Eukaryota; Metazoa; Chordata; Actinopteri; Osteoglossiformes; Mormyridae. The record is from RefSeq and is a predicted model, not a curated record. Gene Ontology annotation, molecular function: microtubule binding.
CGCAAUCCAAACUUCAGGUUGCUAUUGGAGACAGAGACGCUCCGGACCGCGGUUCUGAUCGAGCAGAAGGCUUUAUAUCAGAUAUAUCUGCCUUAUAAUGUGGAAUCGCCAUCCUUAGGCUAUCGGACAGAUCUUGAACGAUGAGUCAGCGGCAGGUUUUACAAGUUUUUGAACAAUACCAGAAAGCUAGGACCCAGUUCGUCCAAACAAUUGCGGAACUUGCAACAAGACCUCAAAACAUAGAAACGCUACAAAAUGCAGGUGUACUGUCCCUGCUGAGGCCUCUUCUGCUGGAUGUGGUCCCAACUAUUCAGCAGACAGCAGCUUUGGCUCUGGGAAGGCUUGCCAACCACAACGAUGACCUGGCCGAGGCGGUUGUAAAGGGAGACGUCCUUCCGCAGCUUGUGUACUCCUUGGCGGAGCAAAACCGGUUUUACAAAAAGGCAGCGGCUUUCGUGCUGCGGGCGGUGGCCAGGCACUCUCCCAGGCAGGCGCAGGCCGUGGUGGACUGCGGGGCGCUGGAUGCCCUGGUCGCCUGCCUAGAGGAGUUUGACCCUGGGGUGAAGGAGGCGGCAGCCUGGGCACUAGGCAACAUUGCCCGCCACAACGGAGAGCUCUCCCAGGCGGUGGUGGAUGCGGGGGCCGUCCCGCUGCUGGUGCUGUGCAUCCAGGAGCCUGAACUGGCCCUGAAGAGGAUCGCCGCCUCCACCCUCAGCGACAUCUCCAAGCACUCCCCGGAGCUGGCCCAGACCGCGGUGGACGCUGGAGCUAUUGCUCACUUGGCGCAGAUGAUCCUGAACCCUGAUACUAAGCUGAAGCGCCAGGUCUUCUCAGCCCUUGGGCAGAUCUCCAAGCACUCGGUGGAUCUGGCUGAGAUGGUGGUAGAAGCUGAGGUCUUCCCGGCUGCGCUGGCCUGCCUCAAAGACCCGGACGAAUACGUGAGGAAGAACGUCACCACGCUGAUACGUGAAGUCGCCAAGCAUACACCCGAGCUGUCCCAGCUGAUCGUGAACGCUGGGGGCGUGGCCGCGGUCAUCGACACCAUUGGCGACUCACAGGGCAACGUGAGGUUGCCGGGGAUCAUGAUGCUGGGCUAUGUCGCAGCGCACUCCGAGAGCCUGGCUAUGGCCGUCAUCGUCUCUAAGGGCGUACAUCAGCUGACUAUCUGUCUGGUGGAGGAAACAGAGGACCACAUUAAGGCUGCGACAGCCUGGGCCCUGGGCCAGAUUGGGAGGCACUCCCCAGAACACGCCCGAGCCGUAGCGGCGGCCAAUGUUCUACCCCGACUCCUGAGGCUCUACGUGGACACAGAGAGCUCCGAGGACCUUCGGGUGAAGGCUAAGAAGGCUUUGAAGAGCAUCCUGCAGAAGUGCACCUAUCUGCCAGCUCUGGAGCCCCUGCUCCACGAGGCUCCCAGCGACAUCCUCAAGCACGUCGUCGGCCAGUUCAGUAAGGUGCUGCCCCAUGACAGCAAGGCGCGGCGUCUGUUUGUCACCAGCGGGGGGCUGAAGAAGGUUCAGGAGAUCAAGGCGGAGCCUGGCUCUCUCCUGCAGGAGAACAUAAACUCCAUCAACAGCUGUUACCCCGAGGAGAUCGUCAGGUACUACUCCCCAGGCUACUCUGAGAUUCUCCUAGAAAGGGUGGAGGCAUACCAGCCAACCUGACACCCCGCGGUUACCUCCAGCAUUUUAUCACUCAACAAAAUUACAGGAAUAUUACAGUAAUUACAGCUAUUGCACAGAUGAAUGUCUGCAGUGUAGGCGAUGAAAAUGUCAUUCAUUGUCAAUCUGAGAAACAUCUGUAUUUUAUUAUACAUAGUCCCAAUUACAGAUAUUGUUCUGUUGGAUAAAUUCUUUGCUUUUACGUAGAUGUCGGUCAUUUGUCAGCAGGGGUAUAAAUGAACAAACUACAAAUACUCUCAUUACUCUAAAUGAGUUGUUUUUUUUCAUAUUUUGUACUUUAUGAAGUAGUUAAAAACUGGUGUACUCUUACUUGUACUGUCAUAUAAAGUGCUGUAACGCUAAGUUUACUCCGCUACUUAUCCCCCAAGUGUGUCCGCUAAGGAUGCGCAUAAAUUGAUGCUGAAAUAUUGAUUCUAUCCUGUACUG